AUGCAUCCCAAAUCGCCACGCAAAUCUACAACUUCUGGAAAACGCUUUUUCCGGGUAGAUCGCAACCGCGAGUCAGUGCAUUUCAUCACUGACAUUUGUAGCUCGAAUGAGCUCUUUCUGAUAGACCCCGAGCUUGCGCCACUCGCGCCAAGUCAUCUGCCCGUUAUUACUGCCAAUCCCAUCCUCGCAUCACGGGCAUCUUUUUCGACAGCGGCCAGCCCAACCUCACUGCUCAACGUGAAGCCGGGAAAGGAGGACGAUGUUGACGAGUCUGUGAAGGAACUGUUGCCACCGCGACACUCGUUCAGUUCUAAUCAGCUCACAACUUCGGCGGCCGAAUUCGCCGAAACCAAUUGCAUAGUCGAUGCAUCCACUGGGCCCAGAGUGGGCGGCAUUCAACUCGGUCUUGUAAUUGUAGUUGUUUUUGUAAUUCUACUAGUAGGAAUAGUAGUAGUAGUAGUAGGAGGAGGAGUUGUUGUUGUUGUUUUCGUUGCAAUAUUAGGUCUUGAUAUUGCUAGUAAAAUGUUUUUAGGACAAACUUCUGAAGAAUUUCCUGUCUUGCACAGUAAAGCUGAUGGACUUUUUUUCGAUGCCCACAAGAGAAUUCAGCAGAGACUCGAACUUGUGCAUCGCUGGGCCUUUUAG
Molecule: messenger RNA, 645 nt
Organism: Protopolystoma xenopodis
Lineage: Eukaryota; Metazoa; Platyhelminthes; Monogenea; Polystomatidea; Polystomatidae
Source: the annotation of a GenBank genome assembly